Messenger RNA from Nelumbo nucifera (sacred lotus), 1394 nucleotides. RefSeq names its product CTTNBP 2 amino-terminal-like protein. The record is from RefSeq and is a predicted model, not a curated record. Lineage: Eukaryota; Viridiplantae; Streptophyta; Magnoliopsida; Proteales; Nelumbonaceae.
GAGCUAUCGAUCCCAGUUCCCACACCAAGCAGCUCUCGUUUCAACCUUGGCCCUUGGGUCACAUCCAGAGGAGGGUCACAUGCUCUCUCUCUCUCAGCUUUUCUGUGAACGCUGAAGAGGUUCUCUGUGUAGUUAGUACAAGCAAGCUUCGACAAGGGCGUGAAAGACCCUGAAACGAGGGUUGUCUCCUCUCGUAAACCCAUCGAUUCCUUUUAAUUUGGUUGGUCCUGUCGAAGCGGCCAUGACCUUCUUCUUCGUCUACCAGAUCAAAACUGCAGUAUCAUGAGGAGAAGGAUGGCUGGAUUUUCUUUUCUUUUUUCUUUCCUUUGUGUGCUGCGAGCUUCUCUAGUUUUAUUUGGUUCAUCAUGAGAGAGAAGUUCUGUUAAAUAUAGGGGAGAAUGGGCGAAGAUAGCUGGGGUAUGCAACCUUCUGGAGCUCCACUUAAUGUGCAGAGAGACGAGCACUGGAGAAAUUUUGAUAACUCUGUUAAUGCUGUUUCUUUUGGAUUUGUUGCAACUGCGAUUCUUAUUUCCAUGUUUCUCGUUAUGGCCAUCUUCGAGAGAUUUCUAAGGCCGAGAUCAACCGGACUAACGCCUUCUGGCGGUAGAAAUCACAACGAUCUCGAGGCGCAGAUGGCCUUCAACGGAAAGCUUGGUCACCCAUCACCCAAAAUGUCGAUAUAUGCUAGUGGUGUGUCAGUGUUGAUGCCAGGAGAAGAAAUUCCCACCUUCAUUGCUCACCCAGCUCCUGUGCCAUGCCCUCCAGAGCGUGUUUCAUGGCCUCUCCACCAGCAUGUCUCAUUCAACUGCCCUGCCACGGGUGUAAACUCAACCUUGACUUGAAAAGAAAAAGUGUAAAGAAGACAUUACUUUAGAUCCCUCCAUGAAGAAGAUCCAAACCAAGAAAAACAACUCUGAACAGAGGGAUCUUAAUGGAACACACCAAUCGAAUAUCAACAUCUCAAACUUGAGCAAGGACACCUUUUUUCCCCAUUUUUCUCAUGCAAAUACUGAAUAUGGCGAACAGGUUGUCCAGAUUCCAGGACAAUUUCAGAUGAGCAAAUUUAACUUGCUCUUGUUUGCAUGGGCUCUCUUUUGUGCCUUGAUUAUGAUUUCCUCUUAACAUUUUUGUAUCAGUGAUUGAGGUCUGUCAAACGUGACGAGUUUCUCGUCCUUUGAAUUGGUCAGUGGCUUGUAAAAAUCGAGGAAAAUAGCUGGGGUUUGGAAUGAGAGAUAAAGGCUAUUUGUUCAUUGUUUGUAUAAAAAAGGUUUGAAUCCAACUGUUUACUUUUGCUCAAGAAAAAUGCUAGUUUUGUAUCAAUUAACCCGGGGUAUGCCCAAAAACAGAUAAGAAACACAUGGAGGCUUCUCGAGCUAGUUCAAUGAGCUAGAACA